Messenger RNA from Capsicum annuum, 931 nucleotides. Its product is annotated as 40S ribosomal protein S14-2. Gene Ontology annotation, cellular component: cytosolic small ribosomal subunit; ribosome. The record is from RefSeq and is a predicted model, not a curated record. The transcript has 6 exons. NCBI's taxonomy places the organism in Eukaryota, Viridiplantae, Streptophyta, Magnoliopsida, Solanales, Solanaceae. Bases 162 to 614 code for a protein of 150 amino acids. Gene Ontology annotation, biological process: translation; ribosomal small subunit assembly; maturation of SSU-rRNA from tricistronic rRNA transcript (SSU-rRNA, 5.8S rRNA, LSU-rRNA). Gene Ontology annotation, molecular function: mRNA 5'-UTR binding; small ribosomal subunit rRNA binding; structural constituent of ribosome.
CAUAGGGGGUUGUUUUAGAAAAUAUCAGUUUAUAAGUUUCAUACUGAAACCCUAAAUCCGUCCUAUUACAUAUAAAGGCUGCAGCUGAACCAAAUCGGCUUCUCCGUAGUAUCCAACACCACCGUUUCAGCAGCAGUAAUCUCUUCACCACCAACAACAACAUGUCGAAGAGGAGGACUAGGGAGCCAAAGGAAGAGACUGUCACUCUUGGACCUUCUGUGAGAGAGGGAGAGCUUGUUUUUGGUGUUGCUCACAUUUUUGCGUCAUUCAAUGACACUUUCAUUCACGUGACUGAUUUGUCUGGAAGGGAAACUAUGGUUCGUAUUACUGGUGGUAUGAAGGUCAAAGCUGAUAGGGAUGAAUCUUCCCCAUAUGCUGCUAUGCUUGCUGCACAAGAUGUUUCCCAGAGAUGCAAGGAGCUGGGAAUCAACGCGCUUCACAUUAAGCUUCGGGCCACUGGUGGAAACAAGACCAAAACUCCUGGACCUGGUGCUCAGUCUGCUCUCAGGGCUCUUGCCCGUUCAGGAAUGAAAAUUGGUCGUAUAGAGGAUGUGACUCCCAUUCCUACUGAUAGCACCCGCAGAAAGGGUGGUCGGAGAGGAAGAAGGCUGUAAGCUUGCUGCUCUUGUCAAGAAGCAGAUGCGGGUUCUUGUUGAGAAUGUCGCAGGUGCUAGUUUUGAUAUGGACUUGAAUAUUGUUCAUCUACUAUGUACUUCUAUUGAUGUUGGCCUUGCCUAUAAAUUUUGCUUCUUUUUUCAUGGUUAAAUUUGUGAAACAAUUAUGAGAAAUAUGAAUUGUGGCCUACAAUCAAUUAGCUGGUUAAGAAUCUACUUUCCAUGGUUAUCUAUCUCUUCGGCAGGCUGUAUGUAGCUUGCAGUUUUGUGUUGGAUAGAAAGGAAGGAAAAUAAGGUGCUAUUGUGGUUUUUUUUUC